Erythranthe guttata (spotted monkey flower) is the source of this 1029-nucleotide messenger RNA. NCBI's taxonomy places the organism in Eukaryota, Viridiplantae, Streptophyta, Magnoliopsida, Lamiales, Phrymaceae. The record is from RefSeq and is a predicted model, not a curated record.
AUAAAGAUACUCAAAGCUUCUCUGACAAACCCACUUCCCCACCACCGCCGAACCACCGCAAUGCUGGCGGAGAUCGCGGCAGCGCCACCUCUUCAAUCCAGCAGUUAGUCUAUCCACGCGGUGUUGCGUUGAUUUGCAAUCUCGAAAACAAAAAAAUGUCGGCGUCCAACUCCACUAAGCAGGCUCAGGCACGUGACCUGAAGCACCGGGUGCUCACGUGCCUCCACAAGCUCUCCGAUAGGGACACCCACACCGCCGCCGCGUCGGAGCUCGAAUCCAUAGCUAAAACUUUGUCGGCCGACGCACUACCUUCGUUCCUCUCGUCCAUCUCCGCCACCGACUCCUCCGACAAAUCACCCGUCCGGCGACAGUGUGUCCGUCUCAUCUCCGUUCUCUCCGAGCACCACAAAAAUGCGCUCUCCCCACACCUCUCCAAGGUCCUCUCCGCCGUCGUCCGCCGCCUCCGCGACCCGGACUCCUCCGUCCGCUCCGCCUGCGUCGCCGCCUCCCUCUCCCUCUCCUCGCAGCUCACCUCCCCUCAAUUCACCUCCAUCACCAAACCCUUCCUCGAAUCUCUCUUCAUCGAGCAGGAUUCCAACACGCAAAACGGCGCCGCUUCGUGCCUGGCGGCGAUAAUCGACGGAUCGGCGAAUCCGGACGUCGGCAGCCUGAGAAAAAUGCUGCCGAAGCUCGAAAAGCUGUCGAAAUGCGACAGCUUCAAGGCGAAGCCGGCGCUGCUGGCUCUGAUCGGAAGCGUCGUCGGUGUGAAGGGGGUUUUGAGCAGCGGCGGGAAGAAUUCGAUUAAAAAUUCGAUCGUGUGCUUGACGGAUUUCCUGAGCAGUGAAGAUUGGGCCGCCAGAAAGGCCUCCGCCGAGGCACUGACGAAGAUCGCGGCGGUAGAAAAGGAGUCUUUGUCGGAAUACAAAUCGUCGUGCCUGAAGACCUUCGAAGCUAAGCGAUUCGACAAGGUUCGAUUAUUAUCCGUAUUUGGGUGAAAUUUAAUCUUUCGAAUUCGUAGUUUAUACUUUG